AUGGUUAGACCCAAUAUCCAAAUACCACCAGCUCCGGUGGCACCUUUCCCCGUUAAAGUAUCGAAAACUGCCGUUAUUCCUGGAUUUGGCCGUGGGUCUUCGGAUCUUGGGUUCCCAACUGCCAAUGUCAGCAUCAAAGACAGCAGUGCACUUCAAGACCUCGAGGCUGGUGUCUAUUUUGGAUAUGCAAAACUGUACAAGUCGGAAAACUUGAAGCUAGACGACAAGCGAGUGGAUAGAGUGGAUGGUAAGUCAUCUGUGGUUUUGAACUAUGGUCGUGAGCUACAGGAUACGGAUUUACACAUCUUUCCAAUGGUGAUGUCACUAGGAUGGAACCCUUACUACGGUAACAAGGAAAAGACGUGUGAGAUAUACAUCAUCCACGAAUUUUCCCAAAGUUUCUACGGUGCAGAUCUGAGUGCUGUCAUUUGUGGGUACCUUCGACCUGAAUUGGAUUAUGAGGGAAUCGAAGCAUUGAAGAAGGAUAUCCAACUCGAUGUUGACAUCGGAUUGGAGAACCUUGCUAAAGAGGGUUACGUGCAAUGUAAAUCUAUGUUAGAAUAG
Pichia membranifaciens NRRL Y-2026 is the source of this 564-nucleotide messenger RNA. RefSeq lists its product as hypothetical. Gene Ontology annotation, biological process: riboflavin biosynthetic process; FMN biosynthetic process. The coding region runs from base 1 to 564 and encodes 187 amino acids. Gene Ontology annotation, molecular function: riboflavin kinase activity. NCBI's taxonomy places the organism in Eukaryota, Fungi, Ascomycota, Pichiomycetes, Pichiales, Pichiaceae. The record is from RefSeq and is a predicted model, not a curated record. Gene Ontology annotation, cellular component: mitochondrion. The transcript has a single exon.